Molecule: messenger RNA, 726 nt
Organism: Octopus bimaculoides (California two-spot octopus)
Lineage: Eukaryota; Metazoa; Mollusca; Cephalopoda; Octopoda; Octopodidae
Source: RefSeq, a predicted model, not a curated record
AUGGAUUUCACGUCCGACCUCGACGGGCUACCGCGGUUCUCGGCGACGGAGGUGAGGCGCUACGAAAGGCCGAUGACAGCCUUUGAAAUGUGGGAAGCAAUGACUAACUACACGAGUGGUAAAUCGCCUGGUUUGGAUGGUUUGCGCUACGAGCUUUACGCUUAUAUGCCAGACUUAUUCGAAAUACUACGCAGAAAUUCUAAAUCAGCAGAAAGCCGUUUCCGUGCAUUGUUACAGGAUGAGAACCUGGAUGACAAAACUCCUUCAGAAUUUCUUAGGCGGAUCAGAGAACUCAGUGAUGAUACACCUGCGGACAGCGUCUUCGUAAAGAAAUUAUAUUUUUCCUGCUUACCAACUAAUGUACAGACGAUAUUGGCGAAUAUGGUUGACACCAACACUAUAGAUCAAAUUGCUGCGUCUGCAGAUAAGAUAAUGGAAUUUUCUCACAGACCCACCAUUGCUGAUUCGAUUAUUGCUUCAUCGUCUUCUCGACAACAGCCUGAUAAUACAAAUGGAGACACCAUGUUGAAGGCUAUCGAUGGUUUAACGCGCCAAAUAACUCAAUUCUGUCUCGUUAGUCGGCGUUCGCGAAGCCGUUCUUUAUCUUUUAAACGACGUAACACUUUUUCAACCAGCAAUUUUUCGGUGUGUUGGUACCGCGCACAUUUCCAUGACAAAGCACGUCAUUGUAACAAGUAUUGUGCUUUUAAAGUGUCGGAAAACUGA